GAGACCCAUAUCCUCUCCUUCUGUUCUAGCUAUCAUAUCACCCUCCUCCCUCUCUCUCUCUUCAAUUCAACACAAUUACUGCUGAUUGCGUUUCGUUGUAUUUACAUGGCGCCGAGGGAUAAGACGGCUGCCGUUAAAGCUAACGGUAACUGUAACAGCGGCGUUCCUGGAGUUAAGGACGUGCAUUUCAGAGGAGUUAGAAAGAGACCAUGGGGUAGAUACGCGGCGGAGAUAAGAGAUCCAGGGAAGAAGAGCAGAGUUUGGCUUGGAACAUUCGACACUGCAGAGGAAGCUGCACGUGCUUAUGAUGCUGCUGCACGUGAGUUUCGCGGCGCCAAAGCCAAGACUAACUUCCCGUUGGCCUGUGAAAAUGUGAAUAAGAACAUUUUUCUAAGCAAGCAGAAUGAUACUACGAAAGUUAAUGCUAUUGCCAAUAAUAAUAAUAAUAAUAAUAGUAAUCAGAGCCCGAGCCCUAGCAGUACUGUGGAGUCAUCUAGCCGUGAGACGCCAGCUUUAACCAUGGAAUCUUCUUCUCCGUUGGAUCUUAAUCUUGGACCUUCAUCUGCCGUUAGGUUUCCCUUUCAAGCGGUGCCAGGGUUAGGAGGUGUUUUUACAGCACCAGUGGUGAACCAUCAUCAACAGCACGUUCUUUAUUUUGAUGCGAUGGUGAAGAGCCAGUACGAGAGGCUGUUGUUUGAUCCUCAUCAACAACGGCAUCAGCAUCAGCAGGCCAUGAUGUUCGGUGGUGGUGGAGUCCAGAGUGAUUCUGAUUCAUCUUCAGUCGUUGAUUUGAACCAAAAUGAAAUCAAUAAUCCGCCACCAAGAUCUUUUGAUUUCGAUCUCAACCUCCCUGCUGAACCAGAAUUCCGUUGAAUUCUUUUUGAUCCAAAACCAAAACUCAGAACAAACCGGUCUAAUAAUUCUUCCUUCUUUCCUCCUCUUUUAAGAAAUUUGAGUUUAUUUUUUUUCCUAUUUUCUUUGAUAGGAAUUAAAUUAUUAGAAACAAAACAAAACAAACCAAAAAAAAUGGCGAGAGCUUUGUUAUGUUUAUGUAUUGGGUUUUUCAUCCCUGUCGAUGUGUAUACGACGUAGUAUCGGAUCCCCUUUUUUUUUGCAACAGAGAGUCAUAUCUCCCUGUUGUUAAUGAUGAUAACUAGUUACUGUAUUACCCCUUUUUUUUGUUUAAUGCAGUUUCAAUCAAUGGAUUAACACGGA
Molecule: messenger RNA, 1215 nt
Organism: Ricinus communis (castor bean)
Lineage: Eukaryota; Viridiplantae; Streptophyta; Magnoliopsida; Malpighiales; Euphorbiaceae
Product: ethylene-responsive transcription factor 4
Exons: 1
Coding region: 106-873 (255 amino acids)
Biological process (GO): regulation of DNA-templated transcription
Molecular function (GO): DNA-binding transcription factor activity; DNA binding
Source: RefSeq, a predicted model, not a curated record